Mycena citricolor is the source of this 1744-nucleotide messenger RNA. NCBI's taxonomy places the organism in Eukaryota, Fungi, Basidiomycota, Agaricomycetes, Agaricales, Mycenaceae. The record is from the annotation of a GenBank genome assembly.
CAUUCUGCUUCUUGCUUUGAGCGUUUACCAUGGACGGCGAUUCGCGAACAACCAAGGCUCGUAGAGAUGCAUACAAGAGUAAGGGUGCUUUGAAGCAAGAUGACUUGAGGCGCCGUCGGGAAGAACAACAGGUCGAGAUCCGUCGGCAGAAAAGAGAGGAAAACAUCUCAAAGAGACGGAAUUUCCUUCCUUCUGGCAGUGCCGACUCCGAUGAAGAAGUCGGUCCUGCUAGCUGGGACUCUCCGCUCGCAGAGGACAUGAUCGCGGGCGUCUUCUCAGACGACGCUGAUCGCCAGCUUGAUUCCACCACCAAGUUCCGCAAGCUGCUCUCAAAGGAGAAGAACCCUCCCAUCGAGCGCGUCAUUGAAUGUGGUGUUGUCCCUCGUUUCGUCGAAUUUUUGCAAAAGGGACCUCCGAUGCUGCAGUUCGAAGCCGCCUGGGCUCUUACUAACAUCGCGUCGGGCACUGCAGACCACACCCAAGUGGUCAUCAACGCGCAGGCUGUGCCAGAAUUCAUCAACUUGCUCUCGUCCCCCUCGCUCGACGUUCGGGAGCAGGCUGUCUGGGCUCUUGGCAACAUCGCUGGAGACAGCCCUCAGUGUCGGGAUUACGUCCUCCGGCAGGGAGCUCUGCGCCCUCUGCUGACUCUUCUCAGCGAGCAGCACAAGCUCAGCAUGCUCCGCAAUGCGACCUGGACGCUUAGCAACUUCUGUCGUGGCAAGUCUCCUCAGCCGGAUUGGGAUUUGAUCGCUCCCGCUCUCACCGUGCUGACCAAACUGAUCUACUCUCUCGACGACGAAAUUCUUAUCGACGCGUGCUGGGCCAUUUCUUACCUUUCGGACGGCUCCAACGAUAAGAUUCAGGCUGUGAUCGAAUCCGGAGUUUGUCGCCGACUCGUUGACUUGCUUUUGCACAACUCGACGGCUGUCCAAACUCCGGCGCUCCGUUCGGUCGGGAACAUCGUGACCGGUGACGAUCUGCAGACACAGGUCGUUCUUGCGUCGGGCGCACUUUCCGCGCUUCUGACGUUGUUGUCAUCCCCGAAGGAUGGCAUUCGCAAGGAGGCGUGCUGGACCAUCUCGAAUAUCACGGCUGGCUCUCCACCUCAAAUCCAGGCGAUCAUCGACGCCAAUAUCAUUCCACCAUUGAUCAACAUCCUCCAGAAUGCAGACUUCAAAACCAAGAAGGAGGCGUGCUGGGCGAUUUCCAAUGCCACAUCCGGUGGAUUGCAAGAGCCGGCCCAGAUCCGGUAUCUUGUGUCGCAAGGUUGCAUCAAACCUCUUUGCGACCUGCUCACCAUGAUGGACAACAAAAUCAUCCAAGUGGCCCUAGACGGCCUCGACAACAUUCUGAAGAUCGGAGAGGCCGAUAAGGUUGCUGCCGGACCUGGGGCAACGAACCAAUUUGCCAUCUAUGUCGAGGAGGCCGGCGGGAUGCUCACAAUCCACAAUCUCCAACAACACGAGAACUUGGACAUCUACAAGAAAGCGUUCAACAUCAUGGACAAGUAUUUCCCGGAUGAAGACGAUCUUGAUGCUGCCAUCAGCGCUCCUGCCGUCGAUGCCUCUGGUGCUUUUGCGUUCCAUUCGGACGUCAGUGCUCCCCAGGGCGGUUUCAGUUUUGGGCAGUAAAUGUUACAUUCGUCCCUUUACGCAGCGUGAUUAUAGCAUUUGUAUACUCUCAUCAUAUAAACCAACCACUUACUGUAACGACAUCGCUAAAAGUGGAGCCAAGCAGAGACAAA